Pantherophis guttatus is the source of this 3226-nucleotide messenger RNA. RefSeq names its product dimethylglycine dehydrogenase (gene DMGDH). NCBI's taxonomy places the organism in Eukaryota, Metazoa, Chordata, Lepidosauria, Squamata, Colubridae. Gene Ontology annotation, cellular component: mitochondrion. The record is from RefSeq and is a predicted model, not a curated record. Gene Ontology annotation, molecular function: protein binding.
ACUAAGGGAACUCGAAGUUUACUCAAGUGCUCGGUUUGAAAGGGAGAUCGGGGGGAUCUUUGUGCCCGUUGCCAUCCACUACUUGUACUAGCGUCUUCGAGGGGGAAGCUAUGCUCCGGGGAACGCGGAGAUUGCUGUCAGUAAAACUGCGAGCAAAACAGCCCGCCUUUCCCGUAUCUUCUUCUCGAGGUUUUGCUUGCAGCCCGACCACUGACAGGUGGGAACAAAAGCCAUCUUCUGUGGAAGCAAAGUGGAAAGACACAGCAGAAACUGUAAUUAUUGGAGGUGGUUGUGUUGGUGUCAGUCUUGCCUAUCAUUUGGCCAAGGCUGGCAUGAAGGAUGUAUUUUUGUUGGAAAAAUCUGAACUCACUGCUGGAUCUACUUGGCAUGCAGCGGGUUUGACAACAUAUUUCCAUCCUGGAAUAAAUCUGAAGAAAGUCCAUCAUUACAGCAUCAAGCUUUAUGAAAAGUUAGAGGAGGAAACAGGGCAGGCUGUGGGAUUUCAUUGCCCAGGGAGUGUUAGAAUUGCAUCAACUCCAACAAGAGUAGAUGAACUUAAAUACCAAAUGACUCGAACAGGUUGGCACCCCACAGAACAAUAUCUUAUUGAUCCAGAAAAAGUACAAGAAUUAUUUCCGUUAUUAAACAUGGAAAAGGUUUUAGCUGGUCUGUACAAUCCUGGAGAUGGUCAUAUAGAUCCUUAUUCACUUACUAUGGCCUUGGCUGCAGGAGCCAGGAAAUAUGGAGCUCAGUUAAAUUAUCCAGUUCAAGUAACUAAUUUAAAAUGUAGACUAGACGGAACAUGGGAAGUUGAAACUCCACAUGGAACAAUUAAAGCAAACAGAAUUGUGAAUACAGCUGGUUUCUGGGCUCGAGAAAUAGGUAGAAUGAUUGGACUACAUCAUCCACUUAUACCUGUUCAUCACCAAUAUAUUGUUACUGGAACUAUCCCUGAAGUGAAAGUCCUGAAGAAGGAAUUGGCUGUUCUUCGUGACUUAGAAGGUUCAUAUUAUCUAAGACAAGAAAGAGAUGGCCUUUUAUUAGGGCCAUAUGAAAAUCAAGAAAAAAUGAAACUGCAGAAAUCUUGGGUAGAAGAUGGAGUCCCACCAGGCUUUGGAAAGGAGCUUUUUGAAUCUGAUUUAGAUCGAAUAAUUGAUCAUGUCGAAGCUGCUAUGGAAAUGGUCCCUGUCCUGAGAGAAGCAGAUAUUAUCAAUGUAGUUGCAGGUCCUAUAACAUAUUCUCCAGAUAUUCUGCCAAUGGUGGGACCACAUCAGAGCGUUCAUAAUUAUUGGGUGGCCAUUGGUUUUGGGUAUGGAAUCAUUCAUGCUGGUGGGAUAGGAAAGUAUCUUAGUGACUGGAUACUCAGUGGAGAGCCUCCUUUUGAUCUAAUCGAAGUAGAUCCAAAUAGGUAUGGAAAGUGGACAACUAUAAAAUACACAGAAGUAAAAGCAAGAGAAUCGUAUGGUUUCAAUAAUAUUGUUGGAUUUCCUAAAGAAGAAAGAUUUGCUGGGAGACCUACAGAAAGAGUCAGUGGGCUUUAUGAAAACCUUAAGUCUAAAUGCUCCAUGGGAUUCCAUGCAGGCUGGGAACAACCUCAUUGGUUUUACAAACAUGGUGAUGACAUUGGAUACAAACCUAGUUUUCGACGCACAAAUUGGUUUGAACCUGUAGGUCGGGAAUAUCAACAAGUGAUGGAAAAAGUGGGUGUAAUUGAUCUUACUCCUUUUGGCAAGUUUAGCAUCAAAGGCAGUGAUUCAGUUAAACUUUUGGAUCAUCUCUUUGCAAAUGUGGUCCCAAAGAUGGGUUUCACAAAUAUAAGUCAUAUGUUAACCUUCAAAGGCGAAGUCUAUGCUGAACUUACAGUCUCUCAUCUGAAUCCAGGGGAAUUUUUAUUAAUUACUGGUUCUGGAUCAGAGCUUCAUGACUUAAGAUGGAUUGAAGAAGAGGCAUUUAGAGGACAAUACAAUGUUGACAUCGAAAAUAUUACAGAUGAAAUUGGAGUACUGGGUGUAGCAGGUCCAUAUGCACGGAAAGUUCUCCAGAAAUUAACUUCUGAAGAUCUUAGUGAUGCUGCAUUUAGUUUUCUACAGUCCAAGCAUUUAAGCAUUGGUAACAUUCAUGUUACUGCAAUUAGAAUUUCUUAUACGGGUGAACUAGGAUGGGAGUUGUACCACAAACGAGAAGAUACUGCAGCUCUAUAUUCUACAAUCAUGGAUGCUGGAUGUGAAGAAGGAAUUGACAACUUUGGAACAUACGCAAUGAAUACAUUACGUCUAGAAAAGGCUUUUCGUGCCUGGGGAGCAGAGAUGAAUUGCGACACCAAUCCACUGGAAGCUGGACUGCAAUAUUUUAUCAAAUUAAAUAAGCCAGCAGACUUCAUAGGAAAGAAAGCACUGAAACAAAUUAAAGAAAAGGGGCUUGAACGAAAACUUGUGUGUCUCAUCUUGAAAACAGAUGAUGUUGAUCCUGAAGGAAAUGAAAGUGUCUGGUAUAAUAACAAGGUUAUUGGCAACACCACAUCUGGAUGUUACAGCUAUAGUAUUCAGCAAAGUCUGGCUUUUGCAUACGUUCCUGUGGAACUCAGUAAAGUUGGACAGAAGUUGGAGGUUGAGUUGCUAGGCAAAAAUUACCCAGCAACUGUUGUUCAAGAACCACUGGUAAUGACUGAGCCAACAAGAACACGGCUUCAAAAGAAAGGCGGAAGUUCUAAAGUAUAAAUAAUCACAUAAUUGUCAUGAUGGACAAUUAAAGUGGGAUUACCUUGAUUUGAAAUAUUGCUAUAUUUGAAAUCCCAUGUGACUCGAAUCACAUAAGAUAGAAAAUAUGAAAGAGCAUGGCUGAAGUAAAAAGAUAAGUUGUGAAUAUUUGCAUUUCAUUUGGGGGGAAAUGUAACAACAAUAAUAAUCAUCCAUAAAGAAAUAUUCAAGAGAAAAAAAAUCAUGUUUACAUACUUAAAACAUUCAAUACUGCAGUGUUUAGUAGGUUCCUUCAAAUUGAUUUUAAGAACACUGAUUUUAACUGUAUGCCUAUAUCCAAAUUACCUGUGCCUUUAUUGUGUUAAGUGUUUGAUUAUCUGCCAGAAAUAUAAUAGCUCAUCUCUAAAUAAUUGAUGAGUAAUUCUGAUCUUAGGCAGAAAUUACUGUCCAUUGAUAUCUUUAAAAAUCAAGAGGAAAAGAAAGGGAGAAUUACAACUUGCAAAACAUUGUAAUAAAAAGAAAACAAGGUU